Molecule: messenger RNA, 907 nt
Organism: Striga asiatica
Lineage: Eukaryota; Viridiplantae; Streptophyta; Magnoliopsida; Lamiales; Orobanchaceae
Source: the annotation of a GenBank genome assembly
CGCGUAAUAAACUAAUAAUUCACCCUUAAAGCCGAUAAAGCUCCCCUUCUCAACAGUCUCCAAAACUUGGAUCAUUUUCUUAGCAUUUUUCCAAAAUCACUACCACAAAAACCUACUGAUCUCGCAAUUUCAGAAACUUGAAACAGUAUUGUUUCAAUUGUAUAUAUGUAUUGGGGAUUAUGGGAUUGUUUAAGAGACUCGUGGGCCUGCUAGGGUUUGAUCGAGACGAAGAACAGCAUCAACACGACGAUGCAGCUGCGGACGCCGCCGGCCCAUCAUCGUCUUCGUCUCCGGGAGCGGCUCCUCUAGAGGCGUUCGCUUCAGCUCACCAUCUUCCGCGCAGGGGCUUCAGUGUCCCUGUUCAAGUCCCCGUUGAGCGAGCCCCGCCUCCUCCGCUCCUCGUGUUCUGCCCCGCCGGGGACGGUGGAAUUCAGGGUUUGAGAUGGUAUGCAAAACGCCUUAGGAUAGACGAAGAUGGUGAUAUUGCUGAUGAGUUUCUGGAUGAGGUCGCACCCGAUACAUCAUCCAGCAUGAAAGAGCCUGAUAACCAGUUGCCAAGAUUUGAAGUGAACUACAGCACAAGACCUGCUAAAGUUAAAAACUUGGCUCUUUUACCCAACGGUAAAAUUCAACACCUCGUCGAGUACCAGGGCAGGCUGGAAUGGGUUUAGGGGAAUUAUGGAGCAAGUGUUGACAUUCUAUCUAGUGAGAGUUUUUAUUGUGUGACAUUUAAUUGAGUUCCUGGGUCGAAAUAGAAGGUGAAGAAGAUGAAAUACAAUGAUGGUUAACUGUGAAUGCACGGUGUAUUACUUGAACUGUUUUUUCAUGACCAUGGAAAAUUGUAAGUUGAGUUGAACCUUCCACAUAUUUGGUAUAUACGGGCAACUAAAGUGUUCAGAAUUCUAUA